GUUCAGAGCCGCAGAAGAAUCAGCAUUUGACAACUGAGAACAAAUACGUCAAGCACAGGGCUGCUUCUCCUCCAUCCGCUGCAUAUUAAGACUCCAGUCUCAGAAAUGGCCGAUGUUUUCAGAAGCCUGAAUCUCCUUGAGACCCUCAAAGAGUCCAUAGAGCGCAAUAAGUUAUCAGAUGUCAAGGAUGCAGUCGAAGAUCUCCUGAUCAGCCGGAUCAACUUAGCUGUUAUAGGGGACCGUGGGGAUGAAAAGGCCACCUUCAUAAACUCCCUACGUGGCCUCAGCUCUGGGGACGAUGGAGCGGCUCCGUCUCAAUCCCCCGUCGCCCUGGACGAGGUGGCAGGCUACCCAAACCCUAAACACCCGGACUUUCGCCUGUGGGAUCUGCCACCUGCGCCAUCCACCUCUCCAUUUGAACCCCAGGGAUACAUGGACCGAGUUAGGUUCGCACGCUACAAUGCCGUCUUCAUGACAUUCAGCCAGGUGCCCCAAGCCAACAGUGUGGCGGUGUUCCUCGAGGCCCGGUCACAACAGCGACAAACGGUGUACUUUAUUCUCUUAGCUUUUGCAAAAAGCACUGAAAAAAACCUAGAGCAAAUGAGGAAAGCCAGUUUAGAAGUGCUGACAUCACAGGGUGUGGCACUGCCUAAAGUCUACCUGGUGCGACCCUGGGCCUUGGAGAAGUUGGACUUCCCCGCCCUGUUGGAGGACAUGGGUAGAGACCUUCCAGAGAUCCGAGCCCAUGCACUUCUCCUGGCUCUCCCCACGCUUACCUCCAACCUGGUCACUCAGAAAAAGGAGGCGUUCAAAGCACUCAUAUGGGCAGCGGCCUCGCUAUCCGGAGGGGUGUCAGCUAUCCCCGUUCCCUUUGUAGCCUCCAUGGUGGACUGUAGCGUAGCGCUGCGGAUCCUAAGCAAAGCACAAUUGUCUCUGUGCCUGAACGAUGAAUCGGCUGAGCAACUGGCCCGACAGCGGGGGCUGGACCCCACAACACUCAAAGCGCUGCGGACCUGUGUUCUGUCAGUGGAGGUCACUAGGGGUGAAGUGAAAAGGCGCCUGGCGGCUGCAGAGACAGACUUGGCCACGGUUUCCUCAAAGCUGGUGGAGAUGGCGAUGCCCAGACACGCCCGCUCGGCCAGCCGCUCCUUCGCUGCCAUGCUGCAAGCUUUGAACGGUGCCAUCGACGAAAUGGCGGCCGAUGCCGAGAAGAUUGUGGACGCUGCUAUUGGUGAAGGAAAGUGA
Molecule: messenger RNA, 1245 nt
Organism: Cyclopterus lumpus (lumpfish)
Lineage: Eukaryota; Metazoa; Chordata; Actinopteri; Perciformes; Cyclopteridae
Gene: irgq2
Product: immunity-related GTPase family, q2
Exons: 2
Coding region: 106-1245 (379 amino acids)
Cellular component (GO): membrane
Molecular function (GO): GTP binding
Source: RefSeq, a predicted model, not a curated record